This is a messenger RNA of Chrysemys picta bellii (western painted turtle), 2858 nucleotides long. RefSeq names its product sialic acid acetylesterase (gene SIAE). Gene Ontology annotation, biological process: carbohydrate metabolic process. Gene Ontology annotation, molecular function: sialate O-acetylesterase activity. Lineage: Eukaryota; Metazoa; Chordata; Testudines; Emydidae. The record is from RefSeq and is a predicted model, not a curated record.
UCCCGUUAUCUUGUAGAGGAAAUGGCUGCUUGCCUGCUGCUUGUGCUUACGCUGGCUUCUGCAGAAGGUGUGACGUUUCGCUUUGCAUCCUAUUAUGGUGACCACAUGGUAUUACAGAAGAAACCAGCUGGCGCAGUGGUAUGGGGCUACGGGGAAGCUGGCGCUAAUGUUACCGUGUCUCUUUCCAAAGACAGCAAAGUAAUAAUGAAGAAAAUGGCACAAGUUGAAGAGCACUCUGGGACCUGGAAAGUUGUACUGGCUCCUACGGACCAUGGUGGCCCUUAUAGUGUGAUGGCAGAGCAGCAUUCCAGGGAAGAGCCAAAGAAUCUGACGCUGCAGGAUAUCUACUUUGGAGACGUCUGGCUCUGCAGUGGGCAAAGUAACAUGGAGAUGACCGUUUCCCAGAUAAUCAAUGCCAGUAAGGAGCUCUCCGAGGCACCUCUCUAUCCAUAUGUCCGUGUGUUCACGGCCUCUCUUAUUCAGUCUGAAGUGGAAUUGCAGGACCUGGCGAAGAUUGACUUGGAGUGGUCUAUACCGACAGCUGAAAACUUGGGUCACGGGAACUUCAGCUACUUCUCAGCUGUGUGUUGGCUGUUCGGCCGUCACUUGUAUGAGACGCUCCGGUACCCCAUAGGAUUAGUGGAGUCCUCCUGGGGAGGGAGCUGCAUUGAAUCCUGGUCCUCAGGAAGGGUGCUGCAGGAGUGCGGGCUCACAGGCGAAGCCAGUCGGUUUCUUCUUCCCACGCUGCUUUCUGGCCCUAAGAUGCCCUCUGUGCUCUGGAAUGCGAUGAUCCACCCGCUCCUCAACAUGUCCCUCACGGGCGUCAUCUGGUACCAGGGUGAAGCGAACGCCUUAGUGAACACAGAUCUGUACAACUGCACGUUCCCAGCUCUCAUCGCGGACUGGCGCAGGACCUUCCAUGCCGGAUCUGAGGGGCAAACGCAGUCGCUCUUCCCCUUUGGGUUUGUCCAGUUAUCCACGUUCCGCCGGCAGGACCAGGAUGGUUUCCCCCGCAUUCGGUGGCACCAGACAGCUGACUACGGCUACGCACCCAACAAGAGAAUGCCCAACACCUUCAUGGCCGUGGCGGUGGAUCUGUGUGACGAGCACUCGCCCUACGGCAGCAUUCACCCCCGGGAUAAACAGAACGUGGCGUAUCGGCUGCACCUGGGAGCCCGAGCUGUGGCAUAUGGAGAGAAAGGCCUGGUCUUCCAAGGCCCAUAUCCUACAAAAGUCGUGGUGGAUGGAGCCAGGGGCCUCAUUAACGUGACGUAUGGCCAGGAACUCCUGCUGCUUCUAAUGCACGACCGCAUCUUUGAGGUGUGCUGCUCUGACCGGCCCCAGCUCUCGGCGCAGGAGCCGUGCCAGUGGGUUCCAGCGCCCAUGGUGUCGGCAUCUUCCCACGCAGUGACGCUGUCCAGCCCUGGCUGCAGGGCCGCUGUCACCCGCCUGCGCUAUGCGUGGGCAGAGUGGCCGUGUGAGUACAGACAGUGUCCCCUUUACAACAAGCACCUGCUGCCAGCACCUCCGUUUGUUAUCGACUCUGCAUUAAGAACAGGCUAGGCCAACUGCUAGGCGGCGGGAUGAUGCAGAGAGAAUAUAGACUCGUAGCUAAGGCCCCAUCAAAUUCACGCUCCAUUUUGGUAAAUUUCAUUAUGAUGGGAUUUGUAAAACUUUAAAUGUAACCGUUUCAGAUAUUUAAAUCUGAAAUUUCAUGGGGGUUCUGACCCAAAAGGGGGAAGGUGGGGAGCAGUCACAAGGCUACGGUAGUGGAGAUGCGAUAUUGCCACCCUUACUUCGGCGCUGCUGCUGGCGACGGCGCUGCCUUCAGACCUAGGAUCCCAGCCAGCAGCCAGGGAGAUUCCCUGGGGUGGGUCUGACCCGAACCUGGCAGCAGGCCAUGCAGGGGAAGAGGAAGUCCCUCCUGCCCCUCCACAGCACAGCCGGGACUAGCAGCUGGAGCCCAGCACAAGGUAGGAGUCCCCAGCCCUGCCCCUCCCCGGCUCCAUGCCCAGCACUUGGGGUUUAUAGGGGCCUUGGGCUGGCAGUGUGUGGCGGGGGGGAAUGACCACAGCGCCCUUAGCAGUUGCCCACAUUGCACACCCAUAAGGCCGGCCCUGCCUCCCUGCAAAAAGUAACAAACCCUCCCCCCAUACUAUGCCACCCUCACUUCUGCGCUGCUGCUGAUGGUGCUGGGUGGACAGAGAAUGGAGAGCAGCGGCUGGUGGCUGGGUACCCAGCUCGGAAGGCAGCGCAGAAGUAAGGGUUGCAAUCCUGUGGGUGACCCCUUCCCCCCCCCCACCCCCACAAUAGCCAGAUUUCACCGGGGAGACCAGAUUUCUCAGUCUGUGACAUGUUUUUCACGGCUGUGAAUUUGGUAGGGCCCUACUCGUAGCCAAUGAACACUUCACCUGUCAUUUUAGGCUGAGAUUCCCAAAGCCGCCUGAGGACUUUGGAUACCCAUUAAAAUGAAUGGGAAUUGGACGUUGAGAUCCCCUGGGUGCUUUGGAAAUCACAUUGAUUCAGAAACAGCUUCUUCUUUAUACCAUAACGUCCUGGGUUCGGUUAGUCUAACCAGUGCCUUAACUGUAUUACAUAGGCUUUCCUGGACCAGGUCAGACCUGGGGUAAGUCCAGCCAAGUGUCCUGUUUAAUUAUAGCCAGUACCUGCCUCAUCAGAGGAACAGGCAGGGUGCCCCCUGGUGUCCUGAGGUGGAAUUACCUGCCCCCAGGAGAGGUGUCUACCUGGCUCCCAUCAUAGAAGAUUAAGGUCGGAAGAGACCUCAAGAGGUCAUCUAGUCCAAUCCCCUGCUCAAAGCAGGACCAACCCCAACUAAAUCAUCCCAGCCAGGGCUUUGU